GAAGAUUCAAUUCAACGACUGUUGUUGAGUCCCGCGCCAAAAUUUCAAAUGACAACUGGCAUUCUGUCCGUCUUAUUGGCGGCGUUGAGUUGAUUUCCCUUUAGUUUGUAUACGAAGAACCGGGGAAUUAGACAAAAACGUGAUUGUUGACAUUUCAGUUUCUAAACCCUUAGGAAGUGCACAAGAUGAAUACCAAAAGGAAACCCACUGCAAACCCGAAUACGUCGGUGAAGCGACCAAAAUUUUACGAUGAUGACGAUGACGACCAAGGUACUGAGGCUGGCGGCUGGUCCGCGGAACUAGCAGCGAUGGAGGCCGACAUAGAUCAGGAUCUCAUUGUAGGCGAAGGACCGGAAAACCAGAAAACUUCGGUGAAAUGGAGUCGCCCAGAUCCACCUGAGUUGAAACCCGAACGCGAUGCAAUCAUUUUUCAACAAAUCGAUAUUGAACGAUACGUGGGGAAUCCAGUGCCUGGACCCCAAAAACCGCCAGUUCCCAUUAUCCGCAUGUUCGGAGUGACCAUGGAAGGGAACUCUGUGUGUUGCCAUGUACAUGGCUUUGCUCCGUACAUGUACGUUUCAGCGCCUAAAGGUUUCGAUAAAACGCACUGUGAUCCUUUCAAGCAUGCUCUCGACAAAGUCGUGCUCGCUGAUAUGCGUAGCAACAAGGAAGGAGUCCAGGAAGCCGUCCUGGCAGUGGAGCUCGUGGAGCGGCAGACGAUCUAUGGAUACCACGGCGAAGAUAAAUCACAAUACAUAAAAAUCACCAUGGCCUUGCCCAGAUUACUGGCAUCGGUAAAGCGAUUGCUCGAGAAGGCAGUUGUCUAUUCGAAGUUCGAUUUUCAAGAUUGUCGCGCCUUUGAAAGCAACAUCGACUUCGACAUUCGCUUCAUGGUGGACACCAACGUCGUUGGGUGUAAUUGGAUUGAGCUACCCCCAGGCACUUGGAAGCCCCGCAAGAAAUGGUCAAGCCUUCCACCGGAAUCACGUUGCCAGAUUGAGGUCGAUGUGGCCUACAACAAAUUUAUCUCCCAUGAACCGGAGGGCGAAUGGUCCAAAGUGGCUCCUUUCCGAAUCCUUUCGUUCGAUAUUGAAUGUUCCAAUCGGAAAGGCAUUUUCCCCGAGGCUAAGAUGGAUCCAGUUAUUCAGAUAGCGAACAUGUUGAUUCGCCAAGGUGACCCUGAGCCGUUCCUGCGUAACGUGUUCACACUGAACACUUGCGCCCCAAUCGUAGGGUGUGAAGUGUUGAGCUUUGACAAGGAAGUGAAUAUGCUGGAAGCCUGGUCGGAUUUUAUUCGCGAAACAGACCCGGACAUUCUGACCGGAUACAACAUAAACAAUUUCGAUCUUCCUUAUCUUUUGGACCGCGCGAAACACAUCAAAGCGGGGAAGUUUGCAUACUUGGGACGCAUUACAAACAUUCAAUCAGUCAUCAAAGACCAAAUGUUGCAGUCCAAACAAAUGGGACGUCGAGAAAACAAAUAUGUGAAUUUCGAAGGACGUGUGCCAUUCGAUCUGCUGUUCGUCUUGCUGCGGGAUUAUAAGCUGAGAUCGUACACACUGAACGCCGUGAGCUACCAUUUCCUACAAGAACAGAAGGAAGACGUGCACCAUAGCAUAAUCACAGACUUGCAAAAUGAGAACGAGCAAACUAGGCGCCGCUUGGCCAUGUACUGCCUUAAAGAUGCUUAUCUACCGAUUCGUUUGCUCAACAAACUCAUGAGUAUUGUUAACUACAUGGAAAUGGCGAGGGUGACAGGCGUAUCGCUGGAGAGCUUGUUGACCCGUGGGCAACAAAUCAAGGUUAUGAGCCAACUUCUACGGAAGGCCAAAAGUAAGGGGUUCAUUAUACCCACCUACUCCGGCCAGGGUUCGGAGGAACAGUACGAGGGAGCAACGGUCAUCGAGCCGAAACGUGGAUAUUACGCCGAUCCUAUUUCGACCCUUGAUUUCGCUUCCCUGUAUCCCAGUAUCAUGAUGGCGCAUAAUCUGUGCUACACGACUUUGGUGCAGCCAGGGAUGAAGGAGAAGUUGGGCCUCACCGAAGAUCAGAUCACAAGGACUCCGUCAAAUAAUUUCUUCGUCAAAGAGUCCGUGCGCAAAGGUCUGCUUCCUGAGAUUCUAGAAUCGCUCCUGGCUGCCCGUAAACGAGCCAAAAAUGAUCUUAAAGUCGAGACUGAUCCAUUCAAACGAAGCGUUCUUGAUGGUCGUCAGUUGGCUUUGAAAAUUUCCGCCAACUCUGUGUACGGUUUUACGGGCGCUCAAGUGGGCAAGUUGCCGUGCCUCGAAAUCUCUGGCAGCGUAACGGCUUACGGUCGGACAAUGAUUGAAAAAACGAAAAAUGAAGUGGAAAGCAAAUACACGAUUGAGAAUGGAUACGAGAAUAAUGCUGUCGUAAUCUAUGGCGACACGGAUUCCGUGAUGGUGAAUUUCGGUGUAAAGACUCUGGAACGGAGUAUGGAGCUGGGCCGUGAGGCGGCAGAGUACGUGAGCGCAAAGUUUGUGAAGCCGAUAAAGUUGGAAUUCGAGAAAGUUUAUUUUCCAUAUUUACUGAUUAACAAGAAGAGGUAUGCGGGACUGUAUUUCACGAGGCCUGACAAAUACGACAAAAUGGACUGUAAAGGUAUCGAAACAGUUCGUCGUGACAAUUCACCACUAGUAGCGAAUCUCAUGAACACUUGCCUUCAAAAAUUGCUAAUUGAAAGGAAUCCCGACGGGGCUGUAAGCUACGCAAAACAAAUAAUCUCAGAUCUACUAUGCAACCGCAUCGAUAUUUCACAACUUGUGAUCACAAAGGAACUAGCGAAAACCGAUUAUGCUGCGAAACAAGCUCACGUUGAAUUAGCGAAUAAAAUGAAGAAACGAGAUCCGGGAACGGCACCGAAACUCGGGGAUCGAGUUCCAUACGUGAUUAUUUGUGCAGCAAAAAAUACUCCAGCUUAUAUGAAGGCAGAAGAUCCAAUCUACGCAUUGGAGAAUUGCGUCCCAAUCGAUUCAAACUAUUACUUGGAGAAUCAACUGUCCAAGCCUUUGUUGCGGAUAUUUGAACCGAUUCUAGGGGAGAAAGCCGAGUCGAUUUUGUUGAAGGGAGAACACACUCGCACCCGAACAGUAGUCACAUCCAAAGUUGGCGCCCUGGCUGCAUUCACGAAAAAGAAGGAGACAUGCUUAGGUUGCAAAGCUCUAUUGCCCAACGGCUACGAGAAAUCUGCUUUGUGCCCUCAUUGCGAACCAAAACGAUCGGCCUUGUAUCAACAGGAACUUUCAGCUCAACGAACACUCGAGGAGAACUUUUCGCGUCUGUGGACGGAAUGUCAACGUUGUCAAGGAUCAUUGCACGAAGAAGUCUUGUGCACGAAUCGAGAUUGUCCUAUUUUCUAUAUGCGUAAGAAAAUCCAGAUUGAACUCGAUGGCCAGCAGAAACGGGUCGAACGGUUUGGGAUUCCGAGUUGGUGAUGAUGCAUUUCUAUGUUUCAGUGUUCAAUAAUUUUGUUUUUAAGUAAGGAGGAUUUUAAGUUGAUUGUUAUGUAUGUAAUAAACUUGUAUACACGAGUAUUUGAAAUUUUUGAUU
Messenger RNA from Hermetia illucens (black soldier fly), 3570 nucleotides. RefSeq names its product DNA polymerase delta catalytic subunit (gene PolD1). The record is from RefSeq and is a predicted model, not a curated record. Gene Ontology annotation, molecular function: 3'-5'-DNA exonuclease activity; nucleotide binding; DNA binding. Lineage: Eukaryota; Metazoa; Arthropoda; Insecta; Diptera; Stratiomyidae. Gene Ontology annotation, cellular component: delta DNA polymerase complex. Gene Ontology annotation, biological process: DNA-templated DNA replication; base-excision repair, gap-filling; nucleotide-excision repair, DNA gap filling. The coding region runs from base 186 to 3455 and encodes 1089 amino acids. The transcript is spliced from 6 exons.